AAAAAGAAAAUUCAAAACGACGUCGGGGCAUCUACCACUUCAACCAGAUUUGCAGUCCCUGGUCAGCUCAAUAUUAUGAACCCUACCCUCAUCUGUUUAUUCAACUCCUUAACCAUUUCCAUUUCUUAUUGAAGAGAAGCUUCGGCUGAAUCAUGACGACGGUUUUAGGAAAUCCACUAAUCAAGGCAUUGAUUAUUGUUUUCUUGGUAUCAGCAGCCACCGCCACCAGCGACGCCCCCUUCAUCGUCGCUCACAAGAAGGCAUCACUGACCAGACUCAAAUCCGGCGCCGAACGCGUCUCCGUUGCCAUUGACAUCUACAACCAAGGCUUCUCGACGGCAUAUGAUGUGAAUCUUGAUGAUUAUAGCUGGCCCCUAGAUUCCUUUGAUAUCGUCAGUGGUAACACUACACAGUCAUGGGAGAGACUUGAUGCCGGUGGUCUUCUAUCACAUUCAUUUGAAUUAGAGGCCAAAAGACAGGGAAUGUUCUAUGGUGCCCCAGCAGUAAUUACUUUCCGCAUUCCCACAAAGGCUGCUUUACAGGAGGCAUAUUCAACUCCAAUCUUGCCCUUAGAUGUCCUUGCAGAAAGACCUCCGGAGAAGAAGUUUGAGCGGGCUAAGAGGUUGCUGGCUAAGCAUGGUUCCCAAGUCUCUGUGAUCUUGAUUGUGGUUCUGUUCAUCUACCUGAUCAUUACCCCAUCAAAAUCCAGUGCUGCAAAAGCGAGCAAGAAGAAGCACUAAGUAUUGUAGCUGUGUAUUGAAAAAGCAAAUCAAUAAUAGCCUGACUCCACUUAAUGCACGAGCCAUUCUUUCUGUCUGCAGUUAAAUUAGGGCUUUCCUUUUUUUUUAAAACAUUUUUUGUUAGGAUUUUUUAAGUAGAAGAUUGUUAAAUGAGUUUAUUGCAAGAUGAAUCAACUGACUCCUACUUCCUAGGCCUAGACUUGAUUGAAGCCGGUAAUGCAAGAAGUGGAAGAACUGAUCAUGGAGUGAAGUUUUGAAAUUUAUUACUUACUAUUAUUUAUAUUUUUCAUUUAAUGCUGUGACCGGUGAAAUAUAUACUGCAUUUGAUGAAAUGAUUCAUAUUCAUGUUAGGAAUGAGAUUUCCAAAAAUAUAUACUGAGAGAUGUCUUUUUGGAAAUCUUUAGACUUUGACUGGCCUUUUGAAGCUUAUUAUAUUUAUAUCCUUGAAAUGAUAGCAUGAAGAAGAGCCCCUAUGGGCUGUAGAAUUUAAAUCGCAAUGUAGGCUUUUUCUUUUGUUGCUUUGCCCUCAUAUAUAUAUAUAUAUAUAUAUAUAUAUAUGUAUAUGAUAAAUGACAGUAGUCCAACAUACGAGAUAGAUAGCAGUAGUCCAAUGUGAAGUAUUCCAAUCGCAAUUGAUUACCAACCGUGUAACCUUUUUAAUUUUAGUCCUUAUUUAUUUUUUAUGUAACAGAAAAAGUGAGACUAAACUUUUUUAAUUGCUUGAUGGCCAAAUAAAAAAAAAAAAAACUCAUUUAAUUUCUUAUUAAAGUGAUAAAAGGAUUUAACUUUGUUAAAAACAAAUAGUUUUCAUUACCAUUUCAUUUCAUUGAUGCCAUAUGCUAUUGAGUGAAUGGUGUAGCUUGAGAAAACACAUAUCUCCUUUCCUUUGCGAAUUCUUUUCGUGACUUCUCCUCCAUUCCUAUCAUUUUGUUCAAGUGAAUUCACCUUAAUUAUUAUAACUAUUUGUAUAAUACAUAUAACUAUCAUUUAAGCAUAUAAACCAAAUAAUAACAUAUUUGGAUUUUUAUGUAUUUGCAUAUUCUGACUAAAACUUUGUUAGUCUACCAAUUUCGCUAAUGCGGAGGAGUUUCCCUUUUUUUUUUAAGAUAAACAUCAAUAAGGAAGACAAAGUCACAAAG
Molecule: messenger RNA, 1879 nt
Organism: Durio zibethinus
Lineage: Eukaryota; Viridiplantae; Streptophyta; Magnoliopsida; Malvales; Malvaceae
Cellular component (GO): endoplasmic reticulum
Source: RefSeq, a predicted model, not a curated record